Messenger RNA from Phytophthora nicotianae INRA-310, 111 nucleotides. RefSeq lists its product as hypothetical. The record is from RefSeq and is a predicted model, not a curated record. The transcript has a single exon. The coding region runs from base 1 to 111 and encodes 36 amino acids. Lineage: Eukaryota; Oomycota; Peronosporomycetes; Peronosporales; Peronosporaceae.
AUGUACGCGGAGAACGAGAAGCAGAAGGACGAGUGGAUCGGGGCUAUCGGGCGCGCAAUCGUCAAGUUCUCCAGCUCCUUCACGGGCGACCAGGACGACGACGCUAACUAA